AUGAAUAAAUAUUCUCUAAGAUUCGACAAUCCUAAAAUGGAGGAACUAUAUUUUUAAGAUCAAUUUGAAGAAUUAUUUAAUUUUUAUACUUGGGCUUGUUGUUUAGGUACUAUAAGUGCUAUAUGUGUUUUUACUAUGGAAUUUAUUAUACCUUUUGGAUUUGGUGUUUGGAAAUACACAUUAAUUAUGAUCCCAUUAGGCUUUGUAUUGAGUCAUAGAUUAAUAAAAUAUUUACCCCAAUAUUUUAAUCCUGUUUUGGCAGCUAUGAACAUUUCAUUAGGUGGGUUAAUUUUCAUUUUGCUUUAUUUUUUCUCAGACUCCAACAUUUUGUUUUUAGCAGGUUAAACUGUUGUAAUGAUUCAAUACAGUUUACUUUUAGGCUCAAAUAUUGUAAUUAACAUUUUAGUUUUGUUGAUAAAUUAAAUAGGAUUGAUGAUAUUAAGUUCAAUAGUUUAAAAUUAUUUCAAUUCUUUAUAAUUAAUGUUUAUUUUAGCAUUGGCACUAGUACUAAAAGCCGUCUGGAGUAGCGAAAAGAUGAAAAGAUCAUUUUUUUUACUGAAGCAUUAAAACAUUCAACUACACAAAUAAUUAGAUAAUGUUUUUUAAUUAAAAAUAAUAAGAUGUAAAUUUGAUAAAAAAUUAAAUCAAUUAAAAUUAGUAAACAUCAAUAAAUAAGCAGAAAAAAUUAUUUAAGAUCAAAAAUAGUUUCUAUAAUUUAUUAGAUAAUAUUCUGUUGUGCUAUUAAGAUCGCUUUCAUAACCAUUCUAAGUUUUAACAUCAAGUUAACGUUUUAUGCAAAAAUCAUAAACCUUAGAAUAAAUCCUUUAUAAUAUGCUUGAAGGGGAAGAUAAAGAAAAGUCUUCAGAAAUUUAUUCAGAAAUUACUAAGAUUGCAUAUAGGAUAUGUAUUUAUAAAAUCAUAGAGAAAAAUUAAGUUCAAUUAAUUAUGUUGCUUCAAGAAGAUAAUGAAUAUUUAAAGAUAUUAAAAUUAAAUAAAGAGGUAAGUAAGAAAAAUCGUAAUUAAAGAUUAUUGAUGGCUUGCCUUGAAUAUGCAAAAAAAUCUUUACAUUUAAUAAAGUAUCUAUCUUCAGAAAUUGUUGAUAAAAACUAAAAAAUGCAUUCAAAUUCCAUAAUAAAUUUUAAAACAAUUAAAAUAAUCUAGAAUACUUAAGGUACACUAUUUAAAUCUAUUCAUGGUUAUUAUAAUGUUCUUAUACUUAAUAGUAUGCAUUAGAAAUUUUAGGAGACUUGUUAAUUUAAAAUAAUGAAAUUAUUAAAUGAUUUAUAGUAAUUAAGGUGUAUUUUUUGUAAUGUUAAAUAAUUACCAAUAUAUUUUGAAGGAGAUAAUAUAGAAUGCGAAUCAAAUUAUGUAUUAAGCUUGUAAUUGAUUUUGAAUAUACUUUAAGAAUUCUUUUUAGAUAAUCCAUAUAAAAGCAUUUUGAUUAAAGUAUGAUUUAAGUUAAUAUUAGACCGAAUUAUUAUAAUAUGAAUAAACAAAAGUGGUUAACUAUAAAAUACAUUUAUUUGUUAAUGAAAACUUAAAUUUAGAUAAUUCCAAAAAUAGAAUUAUUGCUAAUUAAUUUUACUAUCUCAAAAAAGUAAACAAGAAGAUUAUGAAAAUUAUUGGAUGGAAUAAUUAAAUCACUGUAAUCAAUGAAAAUAAUUAUUUGAUAAUUGAAUAUGAUCUUCUACAUUCUCUUAAAGAGUUUAAAGAAGCUAUAAAAAAGUGA
This is a messenger RNA of Paramecium sonneborni, 1729 nucleotides long. NCBI's taxonomy places the organism in Eukaryota, Ciliophora, Oligohymenophorea, Peniculida, Parameciidae. The record is from the annotation of a GenBank genome assembly.